AAAACGGUAUCAGAAUUUAUUACUCUGAAGUGCGCAUUCGCUCUGCUCAAUGUAGAAAUAAACUGUAUCUUUCUACAGUACAAUGUUGCAAUUCCAAAUCUUUCGAUGUCCGUGGUUUUUAAUUAGCGUCCUUGUACCGUGUUAUGGCAGCUUACAACCGGGCUUCUCUAAACUUCAGCGCGGCCACAGACUGGACCGGAAACUGAUCCAAUCAUUCACAGAAGUCAGUUUCCUGGACUGUGUGUUAGAAUGUCUGGUUAGACCACGGUGUAAAUCUGUAAACUAUUACAAAGGGGCUAAUUUCUGUGAAAUCAAUUACGAAAAAAAGACGACAGCAGAGACUAGGUACAUGGAGAGUGCUGGAUGGGUAUACAGUGAAAAGGAGCACUGGCCAAAGGAGCUGGCUGGAGCUUGUUCGAACUCAACCUGUGGAAUCAACCAGACAUGUAAACACAAGACAUAUUCCGAGGAUAAAUUCUUUGAAUGUGUUUUGUCAGGUUGUGGAAUACCCGAUCUAAAAGGAAUAGACCUGAAUAUAACACGACGUGAGGACGCCAUUGGUAUACACAGGAGGAUACACGCCUCGUGUGCUGACGAAUACUCCCAGUCUGGUUCAGGACGGCUGAUCUGUCAGUCAAACGGAGAGUGGAAAUACGACAUUGUUUGUGAAGUUCUGCCGAACAUCGCAUUAGGAAAAUGUGCCAAACAAUCAUCAACGAAAACUGACUAUGACGCCGCGUUUGCAGUGGAUGGCAACAGAGGAACAGAUGUUGGUGUAGACAAGUGUGCACACACAGGUGAUGGCGACAGAUAUCCCUGGUGGAGGGUGGAUCUACAGGCUGUGUACUCCAUCACAUCUGUCAGAAUACUCAACAGAGGAAUAGAUAAAUACGGAAUAGAUUUGUCAUACCAGCUGCGUGAUGUUAACGUCACUGUAGGGCUGUCAGAAUCUGAUGUCAACACUCCCUGUGGUUUCUUUGCUGGUCCCGGUACUGCGUCACAGCUGGUCGUCAUCAACUGUCCGACGUUACCAGAAGGGAAGUUCGUUAAGAUCUCCAAAACAACUGAGUUUCUCACUCUUUGUGAGGUUGAUGUGUUUGGUGUUCCCGUCUUAUCAUCAUUGAUUGGUGUCAUAGAUGUCUAAUAUUCAUAAAAGCUGAUGACCAAGCUGAAAUGUUGCCGACUCCAGAUACAUGUAUAUGUUUGCGCAUAUAGAGGAAUUGAUUAUCUGUUCCUAUUUAAUGUAACUUUUCAAAUCGCUUUAAGUUAAAAUUCUACCUUAUUUAUACCUAUAUAUGUCUUUGCUUUUAAUGUUACAUUUUUGACUUUUAGUUAUAAUGCUACUUACAUUGGAUAUAACUGUUAAGCUUGUUAAUGUACCUUUAUAUUUAAUUGAACACUUUUAAAUAACUUUGAUCAC
Messenger RNA from Magallana angulata, 1420 nucleotides. RefSeq lists its product as uncharacterized. The coding region runs from base 83 to 1144 and encodes 353 amino acids. The transcript has 5 exons. The record is from RefSeq and is a predicted model, not a curated record. Lineage: Eukaryota; Metazoa; Mollusca; Bivalvia; Ostreida; Ostreidae.